Molecule: messenger RNA, 4420 nt
Organism: Coregonus sp. 'balchen'
Lineage: Eukaryota; Metazoa; Chordata; Actinopteri; Salmoniformes; Salmonidae
Source: the annotation of a GenBank genome assembly
AUGGAAGAAAACGACCCAGAAGGAGGUGGAGAAGGAGGAAGAAGAGACAUAGAAGAAGGAGAGAAAGACAAACAGCUGAAGAACCAACUCAACAGCGAGGAGAAGGGCGAGAAGGAGAACCAAGUGGGCGGUGAGAAGGAGAGGAAGCGGGUGAGCCGGCGGUCCAGGUCAUUGUGGAGGAGCGGCUGGGCGCCGAGCGAACGUCUCGCCAUCAACGUCUCGGGGAUGCGCUACGAGACCCAGCUCCGCACAUUGGCCCAGUUCCCGGACUCCAUGCUGGGCGACCCCAGACGCCGGCUUCGCUACUUCGACCCGUUGCGCAACGAGCUCUUCUUGGACCGCAACCGGGCCUGUUUUGACGCCAUCCUCUACUUCUACCAGUCAGGCGGGCGGCUCCGGCGGCCCGCCAAUGUGCCCUUGGACAUCUUCAUUGACGAGCUUUAUUUCUAUGAGCUGGGCGAGGAGAUCAUGGCACGCUUCAAGGAGGAUGAGGGUUUCCCCAAGGAGGAAGCCCCAUCGCUGCCUGUCAACGAGGUCCAGCGGAGUCUGUGGAUGCUGUUCGAGCAUCCAGAGUCGUCGUCGGGCGCGCGCAUCAUCGCCAUCAUCAGCGUCAUGGUGAUUGUGGUGUCCAUCCUCAUCUUUUGCCUAGAGACGCUGCCCGACUUCAGGAGCGAGAAGGAGCUUCGUGAGGUAAGGCAGCAAGGGGGCAAGGGAGGAGUGAAGUGGGAUAAAGAGGAGACAAGGACAAUGGAAAAAGUUGGUGUUUUGUGUGUGUGGGGGAGUUUCUCAAUAGUCCAAACUGGCAUCCUCCACUUGUUUCCUCAUCUUCAACGGCACUAAUCUGAAAGCUCUGUAUAACUAGAAGUCAGAUAUAAUAUGUUAGUGGCCAACUUGCUUAUUCUUGUUUUAUUCUUCAAAUUCAGUGCUUGACUUGGACUGAAAUAGAUGCUGGUACUAAUUUUGGGUGCCGGUACUGUUUAUAGUUAGGUGCAGGAGCUCCACAAUAGGUUUGAGCUAAUAUUCUAUAAGAGGAACGAACAGGAGCUCAAGCAGUAGGAAAUGUAAGGUGCCGGUACUCAGUUCUGGUGAGCUCCUGCCCAAGUCAAGCACUGAUGAUAUAGAAGGAGAGAUUAAGUGGGGAAAGGCUUUUGGAGUGAACAUUCAGUAGAUGGAAAGUGUUACAGAACAUUAUGACAUGCUGGACAUGUAUUGGAAAGGGAGAGGGGAAAUAUUAUAUUUUGUGAAAGAUGGAUAACAAGCAUUGAUGUCAAUAAAAUAAUGAUGUCAUUAAAACAAUGAUGUCAUUGAAACAAUCAAAUGAAAUACUACAUUUUGGUCUAGCUCCCACUUAUCUGCUUUUGAAUAUUUAAUAGAAUUUUGAAAAGCGUCAAGAGAACAAGAUGGAUGGAGGGAAAGAUAGAUGAGAGCCAUGUGUAAUUUUUCAAUCGUAAUAAUAAUUUCAACUGUUCAAAUCGGAUUUUGGAUAUUUACUUCAGAUAUCGAUUGAAUGAGUAUUGUGACACUUUUUGUGUCAUACAGUCAACUCAUUAGGCAAAGCCUACCUCACAUGGUCUGUCUGGUGUGUCUUGAAUGGGAUGUGUGUAGUUACAUGUGUCACAUGGCAACCCGAUACCACUAACCAGCAGGUGUUUAGGUAAAUACACUAACGGUGUGCAUAGCUGACUACAGUGAAUUAUGUGGAGAAAUAUUGACAGGGAGAGAACUAAUGGACAAAAAUGACAGGGAGACAAUUGAAGGAGAGAUAGAGAAAGGCUGACGUGAUUAUUUUAGUCAGCUGUUAAAUUUGAUACACUUGGAUUGGGGGGAAGCGCAAAAGGGUACAGGGAGAAAAGAGUGGGGAUUAAAAUACAAAUAAAAGGAGAGAAAGUGAGAGCAGACCCAGAGUAAAUUCUCAUCAGUCACGUGAUUUCACUGAUACUGAGAGCCUAGAGGUCAGAGGUGGCCCAAGACCUCUACAAUAUACUUCAGUCACGAAGAUGAGCUGGGAAGACCUUGGGAGAUAAAGCGACAUACGUUGUGUCAUGUUAACACAUUCCUUCAGGAGAGCUGUGCUAGGCUGAUGGCGGCUGCCUUUUGCACGAGGGGCGACAGCCAAGAAAAAUGCAGAAACCCCAGUGAGGAGCGGCAGGCUGACUGAAGAGUGUUGGCUAUGCUGGGAGGAAGACGGGAUAGCGACAGUGGAGAUGGAUGGGGAGUAGCGUGAACACUCAUGUUUCUCCUUUGCGAUCUCGGGGGGCUAUAUAUAGUGCCAGUCCUAAGAGUACAUCAACACAUAAAUAUGCCUUUAUUAAUAAACACGACGACUGUGACCAGCUACCGGAGAGAAAUCAUGAAUAGGUCCUACUAGAUUAUACGUUUGACUUUUAUUGUAUCUCCAGGCACACAGUAAAAGUUCACACAUUACACUCCAGGUUGUUGUGAUGACUUUUUCCCCUCGAGACAUUUUGAUCACUAGACAUUAAAUAUGAGAGGCUGAAAUAAAUAAUCGGUGUACAGUCUGACACUCUGACACGAACAGAUUGAAACUCAAAGCCAGAAAUAACGUCAACGUUAACACUUUGUGAUCGUGCCAACACUUAAAAAAAAAAACGUGAAAAAUCACAUGUGAAAAACACGUGGUUUUCAGACACGUGUGAACAAAUCACAUGUGAAACAUUUCACAUGUACAAAAAUUUAUAUAUAUAUAUAUAUUUAGUCAUACCUGGCUUGACUGCAUCAAACUGGGAUAAUGUUUUUUUCACAUGUGAAACUGCAUAUCCAAUUUUCACAUGUGAACGUUUUUAACAUGUGAAACCGCAAAUUUCACAUGUGAAACUGCAAUUCACAUGUGAGGUUAGAACAUGUUAUUCUCCUCACAUGUGAAAAGGUGGUGUUAACAUGUGAACUCUAAAUUUAAUACAUGUGAAAAUAUGGUUUCACGUGUGAAAUUUAAGCUCAAAGUGUGAAAAUGUGCAACUGCAAAUUUGACAUGUUUCUUGUUGUUGUAAGGGAACAAGGGAACAAAUGAACCACAAGAUUUGCCGCAACAUUUUGUAUUCACUUGUAGUACAUUUUGUUACUUCAUCAUCAUAAAAAAUAUGAAUUGUUUAUAACUAACUGACAAGAACAUUGUGUGAUCAGGCUGGACCAACACAACAGUAUUUUUAGUUGGCAAUAAGUACUUGUAGAUGAUUAUUAAGGCAUAAACCAAUAAUAAGCAGAGGGGGGAAGUAUAAUUCUGCUUUUAGGAAGUGAAUUCUGUAAGUUGAAAUUAAAGUUUAUGUCAAGUCCCAGUGCCCAUUAUCUGCUCAGUUUUUGCUCCAAGAUACCAAACCCAAAUAUACCGAAAUUGUUGCAAUACAUAAUAUAUCACAGAAAAACACUUUACAAAUCACAGUAGGCCUAUAAUGUCUAAUUCCUAUCCUCUGACAAAUUAGUAGUUAAAAUUGUAUUUUUUCUUUCUCAUUUUCCCCUCUUCCUCCCUGCUUCCCUGUCUUCUCUCUCCCUUCUCCAGGAGUACUUCUACAAGUACCACGCCCACGACAAGAACAUCUCCAUGCACAUGCUUCCCCCCGCCAGUGUCUUCCAGGACCCCUUCUUCCUGGUGGAGACCAUGUGUAUCUGCUGGUUCUCUUUUGAGCUGUUCAUGCGUUUCAUCUGCUCGCCCAGCAAGAUGCACUUUUUCAAGGAUGUGAUGAACAUCAUCGACUUCACAGCCAUCCUACCCUUCUUCGUGACACUGAUCACUGAGCUGUCCAAGGACACAGAGAACGCACCGGGUGUGUCACUGGCCAUCAUCCGUGUAAUCCGGUUAGUCAGGGUGUUCAGGAUCUUCAAGCUGUCCCGCCACUCCAAGGGCCUGCAGAUCCUGGGCCAGACGCUGAGGGCCAGCAUGCGUGAGCUGGGCCUGCUCAUCUUCUUCCUCUUCAUUGGCGUCAUCAUCUUCGCCAGCGCCAUCUUCUUCGCCGAGGCCGACCACAAGGACACAGCGUUCGUCAGCAUCCCUGACGCCUUUUGGUGGGCGGUGGUUACCAUGACCACCGUGGGCUACGGUGACAUGUACCCAGAGACGGUGUGGGGCAAGCUGGUUGGCUCCAUGUGUGCCAUCGCCGGCGUGCUUACCAUCUCGCUGCCCGUGCCCGUCAUCGUGUCCAACUUCAGCUACUUCUACCACCGCGAGACGGAGUGCGAGGACCAAACCGAGUACACACACGUCAAGACCUCGCUGUGGGAGGACGAGGAGCACGAGGAGGGGGAGGAAGGGGAGGAGGAAGGGGACGGAGAGGGAGAUUACUAUGCCAUAGAGGGCAUCUGCAACCCUCUGAAUAGGACUCUGUUGGGGGGACUGUGCGCUGGGCAGAGCAGGGAGUCGAGUGGGGCAAAAAUGUACCUCAGUGAACCCCUGGUGACUCAGGUGUGA